AUGAAGUCUUUGUUGUUCUCUUUGCUUACAAUUUCUGGUGCACUGGUGGUACCUCUAUCGGUUGGGGCGGAGAAAGUGAACAAUAAUACUCUGGUGUCGCAACGCACGCCAGUAGGCCAGUCGUUGGUGGCGAACUCAUCCGAUUGUGCGAAUCUGCAUGGAAAAGGUUUGCGCGUUUGCAGCACCGUCUACGCGGCAGAUAAGGCGGUAGACGGGGCCCGUUGCGAUGAAGCCAUCUGCAAGUUACAAUGUUGCCACGCUGCCAAGGAGUGCCGGAAGUCGCACUUCCUAUCGCUGACCAGCGAGGAAUGCAUCUAUUCACACCUACAGCGAACAAUGGGCAGCUGUUGUAUUGUGGGAAAAUCCAGUGGUGCAACCAUGGUUUACGCCGGCGGAGCAGUCGUAGGCAUGAUCAUCGUCAGCGGCCUCUACUUCAUCGUAUCUAUGGGAUCACAUAAGAAGGUGAUAAAGGGCGAGAAGCCGACAGAUGACGAUGAAAAGGAAGACGCCAAAUUAUACGAAACCAAAACGCCUCAUAUGGAUGUAAACCAGCUUAUUGCCACUGACGGCGACGAUGUCUUCUGGGAAGACUGA
Babesia ovata is the source of this 594-nucleotide messenger RNA. RefSeq names its product multidrug transporter. NCBI's taxonomy places the organism in Eukaryota, Apicomplexa, Aconoidasida, Piroplasmida, Babesiidae. The record is from RefSeq and is a predicted model, not a curated record. The transcript is spliced from 3 exons. Bases 1 to 594 code for a protein of 197 amino acids.